Nelumbo nucifera (sacred lotus) is the source of this 1350-nucleotide messenger RNA. Lineage: Eukaryota; Viridiplantae; Streptophyta; Magnoliopsida; Proteales; Nelumbonaceae. The record is from RefSeq and is a predicted model, not a curated record.
AUGGCCAUUGGUGUUCAUGGGAAGUUAGGGUAUAUGACUGGUGAGGAAGUGAAACUCGAGACUAACUACUCCCGAUGGGUACAGGAAAAUUAUAUGAGUGAGAACGUUGCUAGGGCCUACCAGUUGAGAAACCAGGUUAUUGCUACUAGACAGGGAGAUAAACCUAUUGUUGUUUAUUUUUCGACCCUUAAAACCCUAAGGCAGGAGAUUGACCACUUGGAGACUAUGGUUUGGGAAAGUAGUAAGGAUGCAGCAACCUACCAGAAGCUCUUAGAGAAGAAUAGAGUCUUUGAAUUUCUUGCUGGCCUUAAACCCGAGUAUGACAUUGCAAGACUCAAAAACAAGAAGGGAAAUGUGAACGCGGCAGUAACUGGUGACCUUCCUGGACCUCCUACUACAGCUACUUUAGAGUCUGUUGCAGCUGAUGCAGUGAGGACCAAUCUAGAAAGAUAUAGGCAGUUACUUAGUCAACGAGAUACAGCUAGCCCUAAUCCGUUAUCAGGUGGACAGCUAGGUAAGGAGGGACCUCCUUGGGUUUCUGGAGCCUCAAAGCAUAUGACCCAUAUUUCCACCAUUUUCUCUUCUUACCAACUCUGCUAUGGCAGAGAUAGAGUUUCCACAACUGAUGGAUCUCAUGUUCCCAUUGCUGGGAAGGAGUUUGUCAAGAUAACCAAUUCUAUUUCCCUACCCUCUGUCCUUCAUGUACCCAGAUUAAGUACUAACUUGUUAUCGUUUAGUAGUUUGACCAAGAAUUUGAAUUGCUCAGUGAUUUUUUCUCUUGGCCAUUGUGUUUUGCAAGAUCUGAUUUCAAAGAGGACUAUUGGGAGUGAUCGUGAGGUGAAUGGAAUCUACUUUCUGGAUGCACUUCCCAGUCAUCAGAUUCAUCAUGUUAGCAGGGAUUUUGAGUCAGAGUCUAUGGGUCAGAUUAUGCCAAAGCAUAAUCGGUGGGGACAUUUGUCUUCUUCUUUGCAUUUCUUAUUUCCAAAGUUAUUUGAGUUUGUUAAUAUGUCUGUGAAGAGCAAUUGUUCUUACACUCCACAGCAAAAUGGUGUAGUAGAAAGGAAGAACGGACAUAUUGUUGAGAUUGUGAGGAGCAUGAUGAUAACAUCUACUAUUCCAGUUCGAUUUUGGGGUGAUGUAGUUCUCACAACAGUCUUUUUGAUUAAUAGAGUGCCUUCUUGUGUUCUUGGAUAUAGCACCCCAUUCAGCCUCCUUUUUCCUGAGGAGAUGUUCUACAUUCCUCUCAAGGUUUUUGGUUGUGUUUGCUUUGCACAUGUUCUUGGUCCUCAUCGCUCUAAGCUUGAUCCGAAGGCAAAGAAGUAUGUUUUCCUUGGGUAUGCAGAAAAUUAG